GAAUUCUUUCCAUUUUUCUAUAUGUUUGAAAAUUUUCAUAAUACAGUACUGGGGGAAGUCAUCACAGACAGAGAUUCAUACUCUUCUUUGCAGAGAAGUGUAGGUUAAUGGAAACUAUUGCUGAUUUUGCUGGGUGAACUCAGGCCAGUUACUCAGCUUCUUUAUUUUCAUCUGUAGAGCAGUUGUUGUUUAGACCUAAAUGAAAUGAUGAAUAUGAAAGCAUGAGUGUUUGACUAAUUAUAUACUAUGGCUCUAUGUGUUCUUGAUAAUCUUCUGUGUAACAUUAGCUCCAUUUUUCCUUCUUGCUUUUGGAAGUACAAAGCAAGUAACCAUUUCUUUAACAACUCCUGCCAAGACCCACUUCUUCUCAAAUAUUUGUGAAAGACUUAGAUUCUUCUUCCCUCUGAUUUCUAAGAGUAAAGAAUCACCCCGUCUUGUUAUAACUUUAAUACUUUUUCUUGUUUUACUUAUAGGCUAUUAAGAUCCCCCUUGGGGCAGUGGGAAUCUUUUCUGACUGUGGAAUAUUGGGCAGUAGCUUUGCCAUUGGCUGGUCAGGAAGGAGGAAGCAGAAUGUCUGCAUUGUUACACCAUAGAGUUCACACUGCAGAAGACUUGGGAUUAAGCAGUAUCAUUCACUCUGCAAAAGAUUAUGUCUUCACCUGUCCUCUCUGAUGGUCACAAAUUAAUGAAACACCUUUUAGGUCUUAUGAAUUCAGGUUGCACUGUUUUCCAGAUGUUCUGGCAGCUGGUACAGGACCUGUGAAAAAUGGAAGCAAACUCUCUGAGGACUAAAGUUCCAGCUUUCUUAUCGGACUUGGGGAAGGCCACACUGCGGGGAAUCAGAAAAUGUCCGCGAUGCGGCACAUACAAUGGCACACGGGGACUGAGCUGUAAGAACAAGACAUGUGGAACCAUAUUCCGCUAUGGUGCACGGAAGCAGCCUAGUGUGGAAGCUGUCAAAAUAAUCACAGGCUCCGAUCUGCAGGUCUACUCAGUGCGGCAAAGAGACCGGGGCCCAGAUUACCGAUGCUUUGUGGAGCUGGGUGUGUCGGAGACAACAAUCCAGACGGUGGACGGGACAAUCAUCACUCAGCUGAGCUCUGGACGAUGCUAUGUCCCCUCUUGCCUCAAAGCUGCCACCCAGGGUGUGGUGGAAAACCAGUGCCAGCACAUCAAGCUGGCAGUGAACUGCCAGGCAGAGGCCACCCCCCUGACCCUGAAGAGCUCGGUCCUGAAUGCAAUGCAGGUCUCCCCAGAAACCAAACAGACCAUCUGGCAGUUGGCCACGGAACCCACAGGUCCCCUGGUGCAGAGGAUUACUAAAAACAUUUUGGUGGUAAAAUGCAAGGCAAGCCAGAAGCAUAGUUUGGGGUAUUUGCAUGCCUCCUUUGUGCGGAAAAUCAGUGCCAAAAGUUUGCCUGAGCGCCGCUUCUUCUGCUCCUGCCAGACUCUGAAAUCGCACAAGUCAAAUGCCUCCAAGGACGAGGCAACCCAGAGAUGCAUUCAUUUCUUUGCAUGCAUCUGUGCCUUUGCCAGUGAUGAGACAUUGGCUCAAGAAUUCUCAGACUUCCUAAAUUUUGAUUCCAGCGGUCUUAAAGAGAUUAUUGUGCCCCAGUUAGGUUGCCAUUCAGAAUCGACAGUAUCAGCUUGUGAGUCUACUGCCUCGAAGCCAAAGAAGAGGAAAAAGGAUGAAAUAUCUGGUGCACAGACGAUCAGUUCACUCUUGCCUCAGGAUGCAGUGGGCAGUAACCCAAGGAAAAGUGGCCUGAAAAAGCCUGUGGUGGCUUCUUCAUUAAAAAGGCAGGCCUGCGGACAGCUGUUAGAUGAGGCACAAGUGACCUUAUCCUUCCAAGACUGGCUGGCCAGUGUCACAGAACGCAUCCACCAAACCAUGCACUAUCAAUUUGAUGGCAAACCUGAGCCCUUGGUGUUCCACAUUCCUCAGGCCUUUUUUGAUGCCCUGCAACAGAGAAUAUCUAUAGGAAGUGCAAAGAAACGGCUCCCCAACUCCACCACAGCUUUUGUUCGGAAAGAUGCCUUGCCACUGGGAACCUUUUCCAAGUAUACCUGGCAUAUCACUAAUAUCCUGCAAGUUAAACAAAUCUUAGAUACCCCAGAGAUGCCCUUGGAAAUCACCCGGAGCUUUAUCCAGAACCGAGAUGGGACUUAUGAGCUAUUUAAGUGUCCUAAAGUGGAAGUAGAGAGCAUAGCAGAGACCUAUGGUCGUAUAGAGAAGCAACCAGUGCUGCGGCCCUUGGAACUAAAAACUUUUCUCAAAGUUGGCAACACUUCCCCAGAUCAAAAGGAGCCAACACCUUUCAUCAUCGAGUGGAUCCCAGAUAUCCUUCCCCAAUCCAAGAUUGGCGAGCUGCGGAUCAAGUUUGAGUAUGGACACCAUCGGAAUGGGCAUGUGGCGGGGUUCCAAGAUCAGCGGUCGCCCCCAGACCAGCCCCUUGGAACUGGCACCCACUGACCACCAUCACUUUCCCCUGAGGCAGAACAGAAGUGUCUUUUAUUGCUAAAUUUGCACAUCCCCACCCCUUGACAACUUUAAAUACUAGUUAGACACUUAGAUGGCCCUGUUCCGUAGUGAAGAUGGACUUUCUCAAAGCAUUCAAGUGGGUUCUGUUGAAGAAAAGCUCUAGUAAAUAGCCUUUUUGGUGCCACUGUGUAUAGUCUUCAUUAUAACUUGGGCAAUAUUUCUGCUAAAGUUGUAGAAGGAAUAAAAAGGAAACCAGUUCUCUUUUCCUCUUU
Molecule: messenger RNA, 2754 nt
Organism: Choloepus didactylus (southern two-toed sloth)
Lineage: Eukaryota; Metazoa; Chordata; Mammalia; Pilosa; Megalonychidae
Gene: C17H2orf42
Product: chromosome 17 C2orf42 homolog
Exons: 9
Coding region: 767-2473 (568 amino acids)
Cellular component (GO): nucleus
Source: RefSeq, a predicted model, not a curated record